ACGCUCCUGUCCCCAGCCCGGCAUCUACCAUGGCCGACGAUCCGCGGCCCACCCGAACCAUCGGGUUCAACUCGCUCAUCCCACUGCCGUCCUCCCACCCGACACUGACGAUCCCCGUCCAGUCUGGCGACGCUGGCAGCAGCAGCAGCAGCAGCAGCAGUAGCGGCAUCACCAGCCCCACCCCCUCGAGCAUGACCCCGCUCUCGCCGCUCUACCAGUCGCUGUUGCCGUCUUCGGUCAAGACACCGCUGCACAAGCCUGGAGCAGUUCCAGGCCCGGUCCCGGUGCCCAAGGAUACGAUUCCAAUCAAUCCCAAAUUGAUGGACCAGCUCGAGGUGCUCGCAGCCCGGACAGCAGCGGAUGUGCAGCGGCUCAUCUCGACGCUGACCGAUAAUCUCACCAGGAUCUCGCAGCUCACGUCCGAGUCGCUCAAAGUCCAGCAGCUCAGUCUCGAAAAUCUUCAUCAGGCCGCUCUGGCCUCAACCGAGGAGACCCUGAACCUGAUCACCAAAGUCGACGAGCUGAGCCACAACAUGGAGACCAUUGGCUCUCUGGCCGCACAGAUCAAGGCCAUCAAAGAUCAACUCGACUGGUUCGAGGCGGCCGUCACCAAAACAUAGAGCUUCUCCAAGACGAAACGGGACACCCUGUUUGGAACGAGGACCGUCGCUUUCGUCCCAGGUCCUGAAUACACACGCCCAUCGCCCGCCA
Polychytrium aggregatum is the source of this 711-nucleotide messenger RNA. RefSeq lists its product as uncharacterized. Gene Ontology annotation, biological process: lysosome localization. The coding region runs from base 30 to 620 and encodes 196 amino acids. Lineage: Eukaryota; Fungi; Chytridiomycota; Chytridiomycetes; Polychytriales. Gene Ontology annotation, cellular component: BORC complex. The transcript is spliced from 3 exons. The record is from RefSeq and is a predicted model, not a curated record.